CCUAUAGCUCGUAAUUAAUUAAAAAUAAAUAAAAAAAUGAGCGAUGUUACUACCAAUAUGAUAAAGAUAGGUCCAGCCGGAAGCAAGAAUGGAACAGCUUGGGAUGAAAAGGGACACAGCAAAAUAGUUCAGAUAUUUGUUUCUCACGACGACGAAAUCAAUUCUCUUCAGUUCGAAUAUGCCGAGAAUGGAACUCUCGUUUUGUCCGAAACUCAUGGUACAAGUGAAGGCUAUAGGUUUGAUGUUGUGAAACUAAAACAUCCGGCGGAGUAUAUAACUUACAUCAGUGGGUAUAAGAGCUCAAACAACAACAAUUUGUGUUCAGUUACAUUUGGCACAAACCGUGGAGAAUACGGUCCGUAUGGCAAAUUCACGGUCAAUAAGGACAAAGAUUUCAUAUUCCGACUCGGAGAUGACCGUCAGUUUGGUGGAUUUCACGGCACCGCUGACAAUAACGGCGUCAGAUCCAUAGGUGUUUAUCUCCAGCCAAUCACGUCCUUGGAUUACUUCCUCGACAAACUCGGUUAUGCUAAGACGCAGCUUAUUAGUACUACUAAUAAGGAUAAUAAUGGUGAUAACUGGGAAAUGCUAAGCGGCCUUCAUGAAUAAUAAUUAACAAAUUAUUAUUAUUAUUUUUAUUAUUAAUAAUAUUAAUAAUGUUCAACAACCAAUUUUUGUAUUUUUUGUAUUUUUUUUGUAUUUGCAAUUGAUGAUGUAAUAGGGCUUCCUUUUUCUUGUAUUUGUACUUGAUUUUAUGUGUUGUUUGAUUGAUUUGGAGAAUUGUCGGGAAUAAAAUUAAAAAAGUGAGACAUUUGAGAAUU
Messenger RNA from Erythranthe guttata (spotted monkey flower), 821 nucleotides. RefSeq names its product inactive protein RESTRICTED TEV MOVEMENT 1-like. The record is from RefSeq and is a predicted model, not a curated record. NCBI's taxonomy places the organism in Eukaryota, Viridiplantae, Streptophyta, Magnoliopsida, Lamiales, Phrymaceae.